Copidosoma floridanum is the source of this 1008-nucleotide messenger RNA. RefSeq lists its product as uncharacterized. The record is from RefSeq and is a predicted model, not a curated record. NCBI's taxonomy places the organism in Eukaryota, Metazoa, Arthropoda, Insecta, Hymenoptera, Encyrtidae.
AUGGAAAAUCAGGAUCACUCAUACAUUCAAGAUAACGAGCCGAUCGUCGAUUCCUCAGCAGCGUGUCUGAACAAGUCGCAGCAGCAGCUCAGCUGUUGGUUGUACAUAUCCCGUAGCUGUGGAUUGGAUCAGCAGCAGCACCAGGGAAACCCGAGGGAUGGUCUGCCACGUGCCAACCUCGAGGACGCGAUCCUCGCGGUUGAGCCUCAAGGUCCCUGGCACGUGUCGGAGACCCAUUGCGGUCUACUAGCCGGUUUCGGGCGCGAAGCCGAUGCCGAUAAACUGCUGCAGUAUGCCGAUCUCGCGAGCAUCUUCGAGGGGCCCGUACAGGUCGCCCGCUUCUACGAUCGAGACACCCGUUACCGGCAGGCUCUCCUGUUGCGCGACGUCCCCUGGGCCAUACAACUGCAGGACCUCAGCUCGGCUCUCGCCAGGCAAGGCAUCGCCACCGGAAGCGUCGAGCGCUUGCGACACUACAUUCGCGUCGAGGUUCUGGACCCCAGCCAGUACGAGCUGCUCCUGCGCCAGGGCCUAGAUUUUUUCGGAGUGGCGCGUUUCUGCGCGGUCCCGGAGCGCUGGUGGCGCGGGGGUCCCCAGAGCCCCUUCAGCCCCGACGCCCCGCCCAAUCAACAACCCCAACAGCAGCAACAGCCCAACCAACAGUCCAACGCUCAGGACGACGUGCUCCAGUGCUUCCGUUGUCAGGGAUUCUGGCACGUGGCCGCCAAUUGCCGGCACCUGCCCCGAUGCGUCCGCUGCGGGGAACCCCACAGCGUUGAGUUCUGCCCACGGCCCAGGAACAACCCCGUCUGCUGCCACUGCGCUGGACCCCAUCAUGCUGCCUAUCGCCAAUGCCCCGUGCGACUGCAACUACUGAACGCGACUCCCGUCAGUUUGACCCUGAGCGCUAGCCGACUGGGGACCAGCAGCUCCUACGGCAAGUCCAGCGGCGCCAGUAGCGUGGCUCCGGCGGCGUUCUCGGGUCACCGGUCCAGCCACUCCAGUUGA